This is a messenger RNA of Elaeis guineensis (African oil palm), 1812 nucleotides long. RefSeq names its product cytochrome P450 93G1. Gene Ontology annotation, molecular function: heme binding; oxidoreductase activity, acting on paired donors, with incorporation or reduction of molecular oxygen; monooxygenase activity. The record is from RefSeq and is a predicted model, not a curated record. Lineage: Eukaryota; Viridiplantae; Streptophyta; Magnoliopsida; Arecales; Arecaceae.
AUGGAACAAUUAAGCUUCACCUCCCCAGCCUUCUUCCUCCUCCUCGCCAUCUCCUUUGCAUCCGUCCUUUUCGUUGCCACCCUCUCCAAGAACCGGUCCAGUCGCCGCCGCCGCCGCCUCCCGCCGGGGCCCCCGGCAAUCCCGAUCAUCGGCCACCUGCACCUCCUCCGGCACCCGGUCCACCAGACCCUGUACCGCCUCGCCACCCGCCACGGCCCCCUCUUCAGCCUCCGCCUCGGCUCCACCCACUGCGUCAUCGCCUCCUCCCCUGACCUCGCCCGCGAGCUCUUCAAGAGCCACGACACGGCCAUCUCCAACCGCCCCCAGACCGCCGCUGCCCGCCACUUUGCCUACGACGCCUCCGGCUUCGCCUUCGCCCCCUACGGUCCCUACUGGCGCUUCGUCAAGCGCCUGUGCAUGUCCGAGCUCCUCGGACCCCGGACCGUUGAACUCCUCCGCCCUGUCCGCCGCGUCGAGCUCCUCGAUCUCCUGCGCGCCGCUCUCGCCAAGUCGGCAUGUCGUGAGCCCGUCGACAUGAGCUCAGAAAUAAUCAAGAUGACGAACAAUGAAGUCACGAGGAUGGCGGCCAGCACGACGUCGUCGGGGGCCGGAGGGGAGACUGAGGAGGCUCGGGAGCUGGUGAAGCAGGUGGCGGAGCUCGUCGGGGCCUUCAACGUUGCCGACUACAUCGGCUUCUGCAAGAACUUGGACCUCCAGGGGCUGGAGAAGAGGGUGAGGGAGGUGCACCGGAGGUUCGACGCGUUGAUGGAGAGGAUCAUAAGGGGAAAGGAAGAGAAGAGGAGGAGGAGGAAGGAGAUGGGAUGUGGGGGAGAGGACGAGGUGAAGGACUUGCUCGACAUCUUGCUUGAUGUGGCCGAGAAUGACGACGCUGAGAUGAAGCUCACCAGAGAGAACAUCAAAGGUUUCAUCCUGGAUAUCUUCACCGCCGGCUCUGAUUCUUCCGCUGCUACCAUCGAAUGGGGACUGGCGGAGCUCAUCAACCAUCCCGAAGUUCUGGAGAAGGUGAGAGAAGAGAUCGACCGGGUGGUCGGGAAGGACAGGGUGGUCGAGGAGACCGACCUCCCGAACCUGCCCUACCUCCAAGCAGUCAUGAAAGAAACCAUGAGGCUCCACCCUGCGGCCCCCGUAGCCCACAGGCAAACCACCAAAGCCAUCCACGUAGGCGGCUACGACAUCCCGACCGACACCGUCCUCAUGGUUAACCUGUGGGCCUUCGGGAGGGACCCCAGCUACUGGGAGGACCCGCUGGAGUUCCGGCCGGAGAGGUUCAUGUCGGACGCGGCGGCGGUCGAUGUCAGGGGGCAGCACUUCCAGCUGCUACCGUUCGGGAGCGGCAGGAGGGGGUGCCCGGGGAUGGUGCUGGCAAUGCAGGUGGUGAGCGUGACGGUGGCUGCGAUGGUGCAGGGCUUCGAGUGGGAGGUGGUCGGAGGGGAGGGGAGGUUGGACAUGAAGGAGAAGGAGGGCAUGGUGGCCGCACGGCAGCACCCACUGGUACUUGUGCCGGUGGCUCGCUUGGACCCAUUUCCAGCAUUGGCGUAAUAAUAAAGAGCAAGGAGCGCCCAAAGCCACUUGGACCGAAUAAAAGUGUAUUUGUGCGAUAUUCACUGGGAAAUAAUUUGUUGAUUACGUGAUGCGGUUAGUUUCGGUUUCAUGAAUCAAGAAAAACAAAAGUUAGAUUAAAUAAUAAAACCGUGGGAGGAAUGAUGCCCUGGGCGCUGCAAUUGGCGGCACGGUCAUCACCUAUGGUCACAUAAUUGGCGCAUUUAAAAACUAGUUUUUAUCUUUCUUUUU